Messenger RNA from Symbiodinium sp. CCMP2592, 462 nucleotides. The record is from the annotation of a GenBank genome assembly. Lineage: Eukaryota; Dinophyceae; Suessiales; Symbiodiniaceae.
AUGGAGCGCCUUCAAGUUCUGGUCCUGGCUGAUGGGACGGGCGACACAUGGGCGGACAUGUUGGUUCCAGCCGCCCGGAAUGCUUGCGCCACGUUGGCCGAGCAGUUGAGAAACCUGAAUCGGGCUGGCGGGAUCUUUGUGAUUCAAUGCCCCGACGGGUACCGUGAGAUGACCAAAGCCGCUAAGAAAGCCUUCGAAGACGUCCUGAGCAAGGACGGCAGCCUGUCAUUGCAAGACUUCAGCAUAGCUGGUGACUGGCAGACUGAUACACAUCAGAACAGUGUCCGGGAAUGGAUCAGAGAGCCCAGACCGUCCAAGAAGGGUUUCGUCGCAUUGUGCUCAAACCUGAGCGGAUUCGCCGAUGACCUGGACAGCAGUUCGAUCCUCCGUUUGUUCCUCUGUCCCCUUGCCAGUGAAUUGGCUGUGCAGGAGUCUCCGUGCAUUCUUCUGGGUUUGACGUAG